Messenger RNA from Sitodiplosis mosellana (orange wheat blossom midge), 4093 nucleotides. It is a transcript of the gene Nplp1, whose product is annotated as neuropeptide-like 1. Lineage: Eukaryota; Metazoa; Arthropoda; Insecta; Diptera; Cecidomyiidae. The transcript is spliced from 7 exons. The record is from RefSeq and is a predicted model, not a curated record. The coding region runs from base 546 to 1949 and encodes 467 amino acids.
UCCUCUUGUUGAUUCUGGUGUGGAUGGCAUGCAUAUACACCACCAUUCAGUCCAUCCGCUUCGUUUGCUUGAAUUCAGUCGGUCGUCGUACCGUUUCGAAUUGCAUGUGCGAUUCCAGCACCAGCAUAUCGUUUCGCCUAUAAAUUGAAUUACUCGCAUCACAAGUCAAUCAGGAUAUAGCGAGCUCGUGAAUUGAAAACACAUAUCAAUUAUCAGUGUGAGUGUCAUUUUGAUGUUUCUGAUCAAGCAUUUUUCGCGCUUGAUUCCAAUUUUCAGGGAAAAAUAAUAAUAACGAGUUAACGAGUGUGUGAACCCCUGCGACGACAUAACAUUUAAAUAUACCGUUUUCUUUAUUUAUUUUUUUUUCAAUUCCAAGUCAUUUGUUUUUUCACUCUCUCUCUCUCUCUCUCUCUGUCGUGAACAAAUAACUACGCUUUAUUUGAAGAAGAAACACGUAUCAAAGUUAAAUGUAAAUAUAAACUGAUUUGAACAAAAACAAAUAAAAACUGUGUACUGAAAACUGUAUAUAAAAUACUAAAAUCAAGAUGUGUGGAAAUCCAAUCAAUUUGUUGCUGUUCAUUUUCACCGUUACAGCACUUUACAUCGGCAAGGUGCACGCUGAAUACGAUUUAAACGGUUUGUCCGCAUGCGAACAGGAACAGAUUGCACGACAGAUAUUUUAUCCAAAGAGUGGAAACGAGAUGCACGCCAAUGCACUGAGGAAUCAGCUGAAACAAAUCAUAGAGAACUAUUUAAUCGCAAACGAUGGCAUUCAGUAUGUGGACGAUGAAAAUCAGCCCACCUAUGACAGCAUCGAUUUGGAUGCACUGGAAAAGCAUGCGGCUGCUAUUCUCAAUGAAAAACGCAAUGUGGCUGCCAUGGCACGUUUGGGUUUAAUGCGUGAAGCGGCCAAACGUUCGUUGGCAACUCUUGCAAAAAAUGGUCAAUUGCCGCCUCGUGAAAACGAUGACAACGGUGAUGUAUCAUCUGGUCCAUGGAACAAUGAUAAACGAAACAUUGGAUCGAUUGCACGCGGUGGAUCGAUUACUGGUGGUAAACGAAAUGUUGGAGCACUGGCCAGAGAUUUUCUUUUGCCACCGAAUGGAAAGCGAAAUCUGCCAUCAAUCCUACGAUCGGGUGGAGGUAGCAGCACCAGCAGCACUAACGGUCCACAACAGCCUAAACGCAAUGUCGGAACAUUGGCACGAGACAACCUGCUCCCAUACUAUCAUCAAAGCAAAAAUGAGAAACGUGACGUGACAGCAGCCAACAAUAAGCACUCGAUGGAGGAAAAACGUAAUAUCGGCUCCGUGAAGAACGCACAUAGCAGCAGCAAAGUGAAACGUGACACGACCUACGACGAUUUUCCCGAUGAAAGUGAGAUUGAUACGCAGACUUAUCAAGCGGCUCCAUUCAAUUAUAAUGACUUGAAUGAACUCUACGCAUACUAUGGAAUGCCAGACAUCUCAAACGAAAAACGCUUUCUUGGUUCGAUAGUUGACGAUGGAUGGUCACCAUCGUAUCGUGCGCCGUCUGCUGAAAAGCGAAAUAUUGGUUCAUUGGCGCGUCAGGGUUUGUUGCGUUCGGAUGUCAGCAACUAUCUGAAUCAAAAACAGUAUCGGCAACAGAGUAAGAAACGACAUCUCGGCGCAUUAGCCAGGUCUGGAUGGUUGCCAGCAUUUCGAUCAAUUCGUGGCGGUAGAUUCAGUCGAUCGGGCCGUGGCAGGGCGAGGUCUCGAACAGGAGGAUUUUACCGCCGACCUCAUCAACAAGAGCGACCAAUCGUCGCGGGCGUUUGUGAACGAUGUAGACAGCAACAACCAAUCCUUUCAAGCUCGUUAAGUUGGGCAGCGCCGGGCCUAUCGCAUUGGGGAACACCACCAAAACUAACAGCGAUACAACAGCGUAGCUUUCGCGGACCUUUUCAUCCAAACGAUGAACUAUUUUAAUCUCAUAUCCACGUUUUUUCCGAAACCUCUCUCCAAUUAGACAUCCCAAAUAGGCAACACAAUUUUUCUUUCUGAUUUCUACAAAUCAUUUUCAAUUUUCUAAUCGCUCUUUCGAUUUAAUAUGAAUCUAAUGCGUGUUGAUGUCAACAUUUCUCGCACACACGCACACCAGUGACAAUAAAUAUCAAUCCUGACAUUUGACAAUAUCACAACAGAUAAGCUUUAACAUAAACAAUUGAAAAGAAAAGAAGAUGAACAAAUGAAAAUCACAAAUACAAUUUACAAUCAACAAAAAAAUGAACGAUCACGCUGACAAUAAUAUAAAUUAAUUCUAUGUAUACACACACAUAUAUAUUACAAGAAAAAACAAAAAAGAUAACUUAAGGUGCUUGAAAUUAGAAGAAGAAGAAAAAGUAAAAAACAACAUAUAUUUAAAGUUAACGCAGUGUAUUAAUCAAUGUGUUUGUUCUCAUUCAAUAGAAACAUCUGAAUCUUAUAUACUAUACACAAUAUUAGUGAUGAAAAUCAUAUAUAUAUAUAUACAACACAUAUUUUUGACAAUAUCAACAAACACACACACACCAUUGAAUAGACAAAGUAUAAAAAAAUUGAGAUGAUAUUUUUCGAUAAAAUGUUUAUUAUGAUAUCAAUUUUCCUAACAACAACAAUAACAAUGAAUACUCACUCACACAGCCACAAAUGAUUUCGAACGGGCAAACAUUUCGCAUGGAUAACAUUUUGAAUGAUUGGCUGGAUUAUUCAUGCGAAAACAUUGUCUAAAGAGAAUCAUGCGAGUCUGCGGAGUUGAAUACGAAAAAUCCUAUAUAUAUUUUGAUUCCCCCAUAAAUGUUUAACAGCAUGAAUAUCUCCUCCACUCAUCUAUACGGGAAAUCUCUACGAUUAAAAAAAAAGAUUAUGUAAACAGACAGCGACUGAAAAAAAAAUCAUCUCAAGUGUAAUGUAAUUAAUUUCGAUAUCAAAAGUAUUCCAUUUCUAUCGUAAUCUUCAACAUGCUGAUUAAAAGCUGAUUGUGACAAUAAAAACAUUUCAAUUAAAAACCAAUUUCCCAUAUAAAUUUUCUUAUUCUCGCCGUUUCUUUUUUUUCUAUUCUUAAGAAUGUAUAUGGGAUCCAAGAUCCAAGAACAACUCAGAUUUUGUUUUGGUUUUCGAAAACGAGCAAAAAAAUGUAUGCCCUGUGAAAAUUGGUUUGCAUGCAAAUGCGCGAUAUAAAAAUGUUAGAGUAAACACGAGAUAAAAUUUGUAUAGGAUUUUGCGCUCGUUUCACUGUGAAAUUUUGUUAUAUCUCGUUUUUGCAUACUAACCAGUUGAUAUCGCAUUUUUGCACCACUUAUGUCUCGCUUUCGAAAAAAAUUAUACGUUUUCCAUCAACAAGAAAAAGGUUUGAACCGUUUUUGGAAUCAGGUGGGUGAUUUUGUGAAAUAGAUUGUAUGACAAUAAAAUUGAGCAUAUUGAAACAAGUAAGAAAAUCAAAGCUCAUCAAUUACUUUAGUAAUACUGCAUAUAACAAAUGACCAACAUCAAAAAUAUCAUGGGACUGUUCAUUUUGUGUUGUUUAGUAUCAAUGUAAAAGUGGUUGUCAUUACUUUUUGAGCGUCAAUAGUGGAAGGUCACUAAGGAACUAAAUUUGAAAAAGACGCGUCAAUAAAAUACUAAAUGCUUACCUUUAAAACCAACAAAACCUAUUGCAGAGAACAAAAAGUGUAUACGUUUUCUCAAUUUUUGCCCCCAUUAUUUUUGUCUGAGCUGCAAUUACUUCAAUUUGAUCUUCAUUGAUAAUCAUCAAAUGCGAAUGCUUUAAUUAAAAAUUUGACAAAAUAAUCAAGAUGAACACAAACGAAAUGCUUGAACAUUUGUGUAUUCAUUAAAAUGAAACAAAAUCGUCACAAGACAAUAAGACAUAAUGAGAGAUUUUCACCUAAUUCCAUUCCUUCAGUGUCCUUUGAACUCUAUCCACCUAUAUUAUUGUUUGAUUUUAUCAUCCAAAAAAAAAACACUUUAAAGAAUGUCAUCAGUCGUUCAAUCAAUUUGAGUCCGAAUCAAAUUAUAAACGGACUUAGCAGCGACUUAAAUAAAGUGUUACCCAUUUGCACGUAAUUAAUAAACGAAUCAUUUAGAUUAUCAAA